Molecule: messenger RNA, 3149 nt
Organism: Monopterus albus (swamp eel)
Lineage: Eukaryota; Metazoa; Chordata; Actinopteri; Synbranchiformes; Synbranchidae
Gene: map3k14a
Product: mitogen-activated protein kinase kinase kinase 14a
Exons: 16
Coding region: 309-2906 (865 amino acids)
Biological process (GO): protein phosphorylation; canonical NF-kappaB signal transduction
Molecular function (GO): ATP binding; protein kinase activity
Source: RefSeq, a predicted model, not a curated record
CCUCUAGUUAGAGGGAAGAAGAAAUAAGCUAUCCCUGUUGGAGGGAGCAAAGAGGGGGGUGGAAGGAAUAUGGGGAAGUGGAGAUGCAUUUCCCAUAAGUCAGUGUCAGCCAGCUCCUCCCCCUAGCUGGAUGAGAGCCAGCAUCAGCCGAGUAGAACGGCAGAGACUGAGCUGACAUGCUGGUGAGGAUAAGAGGACAAACAAGACAAAUGUAGCACCUAGUCUAAUUCAGAUGACAGGUUAUUCAGGGAGGAUACGCAGGAGUGAGAUUGCAGUUCAGAUUGGCAUCUACUGAUCCAGCAGAUGAAAUGGCGGUGAGGCAGAGGAUAUUCAACUCAACAGCACCAUUCUCUGGGUCAGCGCAGGCUGAGCUGAAGGGGUCAUACCCAUCUUGCUCAGUCGCUGACCAGGAGACGGAGGAGGAAGAAGAGGAGGGAAAGGAUAGUAAAAUGGGCUUUGCACAAUGUAACAUCUACAUAACAAAAGUUCUGACACAUGGAACUGCAGAGCAAGUGGGAGAAAGGCCAGUGAAGACCUCAACCUUCAUUGCUCAGGCUGAAUGUGAAAGCCAGGACUCCCAGGAGUUUAGUCCAUCUUGUUCUGAACGGUCCUUUGUUCCCUCUCCCAACUGCUUCACCAGCAGUCUUUCCUCAGAGCGCAACAACGUGGCGUGCCCAACCACAGCCUCCAUCCAGGAGCUGAGCAGCUCAUCAGCAUUGCUCACCCCCAGGAAGAAGACUAGGAGGAGACAGAAGCGUAAGGGGAAGAAAAAACAGGAGAAGAAGAAAGGGAAGCGGCGACACAGACAUCGUAUUCCUUCUGGAACAGUUCCUGAACAGGAGAGUGGAAGUUCUCUGGUCCAGAUCCAGGAGGAGUUGUCUCUUGGAGGGAGAAGCAGCCUCAGUACUUCUUGUUGUAGCAGCACUGAGAGCUCAGAGGAGCAGGACAGAGGGCCUCUUCUCUGCAGUCAGCAGAUCUGCAACACACGCUCCAGCUGCUCUCCUCUGAACUGGAGGCCACUGGGAGUCUGCAGCUACUUCUCCAAUCCCCAUUCCUAUGAGCAGGACAGCGACUCAGACUCCCACAGCAGUCUGGGAGACUGCUCGCUGGCUCUUGCUGGCCUCAGGGGCAGCGUCAGUCAGGGGGACCCUUGCUACGCAGGGCCCUUUUUCAAAGAUGUAGAGAGGGAUGCAAGAGAAGAGGAAGAUGAGCUCUCAGCAGCUGAUUCUUUCAGCAAUGAGGGAAUAAUCUUUUACAAUGAAAAAAUUCAGCCUGUGGACUCUGAAUACAAGGAAGGGAGGGAGUACGUCCUUACACGGUUUAUCAAGGAAGGCUCCUAUGGCGAAGUACACAGUGCUCAAGAUGUCAACACAGGCUUCAAAUUUGCUGUCAAAAAGAUGCCACUGGAGAGGUUCACCAGUGAGGAGGUGGGUGCGUGGAGUGCCCUCAGAUCUCCUUAUGUGGUGGAACUCUUCGGAGUGGUCAGAGAGGGACCUAAUGUUGUCCUUUUGAUGGACCUCAAAUCUGGCUCCCUGGGCCAGUUGAUAGUGGAGCGUGGUCGGCUGCCAGAGGAUCUAAGUCUCCACUACCAGUCACAAGUCUUAACAGCGCUGGAGUACUUGGUAAAGAAAAAAGUGGUGCAUCUAGAUAUUAAAGCUGACAAUGUGUUGCUGUCAGAGGACGGUAGAGACACCUUUCUGUGUGACUUUGGACAUGCGGAGAGAAUCGACAAUCAGGGGCAGAGCCUCAGUGGGUCCAAAGAUCUGAAGGGAACAGAGACCCAUCUGGCACCUGAGAUUGUAAAAGGGGAACCCCGCGGAGCCAAAGCAGAUGUGUGGAGCAGCUGCUGUAUGCUACUGCACAUGCUCAAUGGGUGUCAGCCUUGGACAAGAUACUACACCUGUAGACUUUACCUGAAGAUUGCUAAUGAGCCACCGCCUCUGAGAGAGAUCCCACCUGACUGUAGCUCUCUCACGGCUGAAAUAAUAAAAGCAGGUCUCCAGAAAGAUCCAGUCAAGAGAGCAUCAGCAUCUGCCCUGAAAGAAAAAACUGACAGAGCCCUGAAAGAAAUUGGAGGGCUCACCAGCCCAGUUAAGGGGCCCUACACAGAGCCGCUGUACAUUGCCAACAAACCUCCAGACUCCCUAUGGCUCACCAGUAGUAAUGUUGAAUAUGAGGGCGAGGAGGAACAUCAAGAGUAUGUUGAGAAAGUGAUCACACCAGGUAGGAGGACAGAACAACCAUAUAACUGUGAUGAAGACCAGGAGGCUGAUUGUCAUGAGCCAAAGCGAGGCUCACCUUUCUGUCUACAAACCCUGAGCUCCGAGCCAAAUCACAACAAGGGCAACAAUAUCUCCACUGUGCCUGAACUUGAGCUACAGAAGCUGGAGCGAGAUUUCUACCUGAGCAGUCUGUCCCAGCCUCAGUCUGCUGAGAUGCAGGAGCAGCUCUUGUCUUGUCUCAGCAGUGAUCCAUAUUCCAAUUGGGAACCUUGGGACAAAAAGGACUCUGGCCGCUGGUCCCUGAGCCCAGGAGAUGACUACAGCUCCGGUGUCUUCUCCUGCAACAGUCAGCCAGAUGUGCAAGUCGUCGGUAUGGAUUUGCUCAGUCACACACAGCUACCACCACCCUGUUGUUUUGAAGGGGUGGAUGUGUGCAUCAGAGACUUCAGGAGGAGAAGCAUCCGGAUCAGAGAGACACGCCGGGUGAAAAUUGGCCACAUCGCCACUGGAAUCAGUGACCAGAUAUCUAAGAGGGUUUUCACUCUGGAGACCCAACAGGGCCAGCAGAUUGCUCACGAUGAAGAGGUGCAGGAGUCUGGUCUGGAGCUCUGCUGUGUUCCUGCUCCAGACUUCAGUCCUGGCUGGAGGUGGAGAAUCAGAGAUGGGGUGCUGGAAACGAGAUAGAGCCCACAGCUACAUCGUUCCAUCGGCCCCAGUGUCAUCUUGAUCAUUAAAAAUGUGUACUUUUCAUUUGUCUUGCUGUAUGAGGACCAUUUUUUUAAUCUGUGAACUGCCUUUGUUGUUUUAAAUGCCUUAAUAGGAAAUUGUUGUUUGGCUUUUGGUCAAUUAAGCGCUUAUGACAAACCAUUGAGCUUACUGUAAUGUUUACAUAUUUCCUCUCAUAGGAGUCAAUAAACAGUUUGGUGA